ACUGUCCUUAGUACACGUCGAAAACAAACAGACCAGACGACAACGUUUUAAAGCAAAACAGGCGCAAUGCAAUAAGCCCCGUGCGUCGAACAUUUAUCAGACCGCAGGUACCAGGCCAGACCUACCAUCUCCAGGAUCAGGCCUUGCCUCUUGCCACUGAUCCGCGGCAAAAUCGGCACCCGCAUCCGGACUCAAGCGACGAGAGCAAGAGCACGGGCAAACCCCGAGAAACGGAACUCGGACCAAAAAUGCUGGGUGGCAAGCGGACGGGAUCGCGGCACAUAGCCGUUGUGCUGCUGAUGUGCCUCUUCUGGUACGUGAUCUCCUCCAGCAACAACGUGAUCGGCAAGAUGGUCCUGAACGAGUUUCCCUUCCCGAUGACCGUGACUCUAGUGCAACUGUGCAGCAUAACGCUGUACAGCGGGCCCUUCUUCAACCUGUGGCGCAUCCGGAAGUACCAGGACAUCCCGCGCCCCUACUACUACCGCCUGAUAGUCCCACUGGCCCUGGGCAAGCUCCUGGCCUCCGUCACCUCGCACAUCUCGCUGUGGAAGGUGCCAGUUUCCUACGCGCACACGGUCAAAGCCACAAUGCCACUGUUCACCGUCGUUCUGACGCGCCUCUUCUUUGGCGAGAAACAGCCGACGCUCGUGUACCUGAGCCUACUGCCCAUCAUUACGGGCGUGGGCAUUGCCACCGUCACGGAGAUCUCCUUCGACAUGAUGGGCCUGAUCAGCGCCCUCAUCUCCACGAUGGGCUUCUCCAUGCAAAAUAUCUUCUCCAAGAAGGUUCUCAAGGACACCAACAUCCACCAUCUACGGCUCCUGCAUUUGCUUGGAAAGCUGUCGCUGUUCAUCUUCCUGCCCCUCUGGCUGUACAUGGACAGCUUUGCUGUAUUCCGCCACACGGCCAUUAAAAACCUGGACUACCGGGUGAUUGCCCUGCUUUUCGCCGACGGUGUCCUAAACUGGCUGCAGAACAUCAUCGCCUUCAGCGUCCUGUCACUGGUCACUCCGCUCACAUAUGCGGUGGCCAGCGCCUCGAAGCGGAUCUUCGUGAUCGCCGUAUCGUUGCUGAUCCUGGGCAAUCCGGUGACGUGGGUCAAUUGCCUGGGCAUGACGCUGGCCAUUGUGGGCGUGCUGUGCUACAAUCGCGCCAAACAGAUCACCCGGGGCCGAGAGCAGCCGACACUGCCGCUGUCGCAGAACAGCAAUGUAAAGUAUUCGCCACUGUCGCAGCAGACGGAUCCGUAUUACCGGGGAUCGGUCAACGGAAAACUAUCCAAUGGGCUGCACAGGGCGCCCGGGAACAGCCUGCUGGCGAACGGCAGCGGAAUGCCAAGCGGAACGGCCACGCGGCUGCUCUUUGUUUAGUUUGUAGUUAGUAAAUGUAUCCAAUAGACGGGUUAGCUGAAUAGAAUUAACCCGUGACCGCCACCACCCGAUCCCCGACUCUCUCCCCUUCUCUCUUUCUAUAUGUAUGUUUAAUAUAUAUAUAUUGAAUACGUUUGACUAAAGAGGCACAACUCUAAUUUAUAUAAUAUUAAGGACGAAGCAGGAUUUUCAAUUGUAUAUAACAAGGAACUUGUAAAUUUCUGUGUUUCAAAACAUUUGCUUCUAUGCACAACACAAUUAGAAGACAAUUGAUUUUUGAAACAUAUAAGUUUGUCUGUCUUAUUAGAUUGAUAUCAAAGAAGAAAGCAAGAUCUGACGGUGCUAAAACAAAACGGCUAAUGACUAGUAUUUAAAGUAGAUUGACUAAAAGAGUGUUUUAAUAUUGAAUAUUGCUGGAAUACUUUACAAACUUCACUUCAUGUUCUAUAAGAGUUCCAUGGAAGUCUCGAAAAGAGAAGAAAGACACAUUCUUACACAUUCUUUUAGUAAAUCAACUCGCAGAUGUUGUGCCGGUUGAGUCAAAGGUGCGUGAUAUAUGUAUUGUAUGUUGAUCCAGAACGCAAAGCAUUGCUGUAAAUUAAAUGUAUUUUGAUAUUGUUUCGGAGGCGAGGCGAGUAUGUAAAUAGGUAGUUUGAGUCCCCGUUUUCCAUAUCCCCCAUCGUCCAUCGCCCGCAAGUUUCGAAUUUGUUUUUGAAUUUGAUUAAGCAGUAAAGUGUAUUCAGACAGCGUGAGCGCAUGUAAAAUGCCGAAAUAAAAUUGUUGACCAUGUACAUAGGCAUAGCAAAUGCAAA
Molecule: messenger RNA, 2185 nt
Organism: Drosophila rhopaloa
Lineage: Eukaryota; Metazoa; Arthropoda; Insecta; Diptera; Drosophilidae
Product: solute carrier family 35 member E1 homolog
Exons: 4
Coding region: 249-1373 (374 amino acids)
Cellular component (GO): Golgi apparatus
Molecular function (GO): antiporter activity
Source: RefSeq, a predicted model, not a curated record